UCCCACUCGCGAGUUGCGACCUCGCGAUGGCGACUCCACCCUCAUCCUCUUCUCCCUCCUCGCUCCUCCUCCUCCUCCUCCUCUUCUUCUUCUUCCUGCUCAUCUCUAGGGUUCGGGUGAGGCUAAGGGUUUGGGGGAAAUGCCGCGGCGGGGGAAGGUGGAGCUGCGGCGGAUCGAGGACAGGGCGAGUCGCCAUGUGCGGUUCUCGAAGCGGCGGAGCGGGCUCUUCAAGAAGGCCUUCGAGCUCGCCGUGCUCUGCGACGCCGAGGUCGGCCUCAUCGUCUUCUCCGCCGGUGGGAAGCUCUACGAGUACUCCAGCUCCUCCAGCAUACAAGAAACAUUUGGCCGCUAUCAGCAAUUUAUGAAAGCAGAAAGAGAAGUAAAUGAAGGGGAUGUCACUGCUGAUCUCGACCUCAACACUAUAGCGAGUGGAGACGAUGAUUCUUCCAGUUCAAAUAUCAAAUCCAAGCUAAUGAGUAUUGCCCAGUGGGCCUUCGAAGGAAAUAUUGACCAGCUGGACAGCAACGAACUUGGUCAGCUGGAGAGAGCAUUAAUUGAAGCAGUGAGACUGACAACAUCAAGAAAGAUUGCAGUAAAGGGGGGAGACGGAGAGAAUGUUGCGACGGUGGAGAGACAAAGAGAAUAGCCUUAAGACGUGAGAUCCUAACCAAAUAAUGGGUCAGACAAUAAUGACAACUAUCUUUUAGCAGUAUCGCGUGCAGAAAAGGAAGAGCAUCCCACCGCGAAAUUCAGGAUAAGUGCGAUUAUCGAAGGGGCAGCAAUUCGUGGUUGGCAGUUUGUUUCUUUUCAACAAAACUAGUUAGUCAGGUGUGCUUAGAGAAUUAUCUAAAUAAUUAGAACUCGAUUUAAAAAAUGCUCUGUACGAUUAUAAUGUCAUGCUAUGUCAUUUUCUAUUUGACGGCUGCCUAACGUGUGAUUUUGGAUUUCUAGCUGUAAUUUCAGGUUGUGUUAACAAAUUGCGUCUGGGAUUGCUAGUUCUAUUUGCAUUAUAGAGAGAGAGUAAAGCUAGAAUACUUAUAGAAGUAGAGAGAGAGAAAAGAGUAAAGCUAGAAUACUUUUAGAAGUAAUAUGAGAUGCACACUCUUGUAUUGUAUCUGCCUAAAUGGCAUUCAAAUCGACAAUCGAUAUCGUUAAAUA
Molecule: messenger RNA, 1158 nt
Organism: Ananas comosus (pineapple)
Lineage: Eukaryota; Viridiplantae; Streptophyta; Magnoliopsida; Poales; Bromeliaceae
Product: MADS-box transcription factor 51-like
Exons: 5
Coding region: 140-646 (168 amino acids)
Biological process (GO): positive regulation of transcription by RNA polymerase II
Molecular function (GO): protein dimerization activity; RNA polymerase II cis-regulatory region sequence-specific DNA binding; DNA-binding transcription factor activity, RNA polymerase II-specific
Source: RefSeq, a predicted model, not a curated record